Messenger RNA from Fukomys damarensis (Damara mole-rat), 6994 nucleotides. It is a transcript of the gene Heph, whose product is annotated as hephaestin. Gene Ontology annotation, cellular component: plasma membrane. NCBI's taxonomy places the organism in Eukaryota, Metazoa, Chordata, Mammalia, Rodentia, Bathyergidae. Gene Ontology annotation, biological process: iron ion transport. Bases 185 to 3673 code for a protein of 1162 amino acids. The record is from RefSeq and is a predicted model, not a curated record. Gene Ontology annotation, molecular function: oxidoreductase activity; copper ion binding. The transcript has 23 exons.
GAAAGCCUGGAACUGCAGAAGCGGAGGCGUCCUCCAUGAUUGCGAGUGCCAAUACCACGGGAAGUUUCAGGAAAGGAAAAUGUGCCUCGCCUGCCUGAAGAACAGCAUCUGCUUCUAGCCAAGAUCUUCUCAUAACAAAGGUGAAGACAGUAACGAGUGAAGAAAGCAGAGGACCAAAAGGGUAAUGUGGGCCAUGAAGCCAGGCCACCUUCUCUGGGCUCUACUGUUCAUACAAUCCUUCUGGCCACUACUGACGGAUGGGGCCACUCGAAUCUACUACGUGGGCAUUCGGGACGUGCAGUGGAACUAUGCUCCCAAGGGGAGGAAUGUCAUCACAAACCAGCCUCUGGACAGUGACGAAGAGGCUUCCAGAUUCCUAAAGCCUGACAAGAACAGGAUAGGGAGCAGCUACAAGAAGACCAUCUAUAAAGAAUACAAGGAUGACUCUUACCUGGAUGAAGUGGUCCAGCCUGCCUGGUUGGGCUUCUUGGGGCCAGUGUUACGGGCUGAGGUGGGGGAUGUCAUCCUUAUCCACCUGAAGAAUUUUGCCUCUCGUCCCUAUACCAUACACCCCCAUGGUGUUUUCUACGAAAAGGACUCAGAAGGCUCCCUAUACCCAGACGGAUCUUCUGGGACACUGAAAGCUGAUGACUCUGUUCCCCCGGGGGGCAGCCAUAUAUACAACUGGACCAUUCCAGAAAGUCAUGCACCCACCGUUGCUGACCCAGCAUGCCUCACUUGGAUCUACCAUUCUCAUGUAGAUUCUCCAAGAGACAUUGCAACUGGCCUCAUUGGACCCCUCAUCACCUGUAAAAGAGGAACCCUGGAUGGGAAUUCUCCUCCUCAGAGGCAGGACGUGGACUAUAAUUUCUUCCUGCUCUUCAGUGUGGUGGAUGAAAACCUUAGCUGGCACCUUGAUGAGAACAUUGCCACUUACUGUUUAGACCCUGCCUCAGUGGACAAAGAAGAUGAGGACUUUCAAGAGAGCAACAGAAUGCACGCAAUCAAUGGCUUUGUCUUUGGAAACUUACCAGAGCUGAGCAUGUGUGCACAUAAGCACGUGGCCUGGCACUUAUUUGGCAUGGGCAAUGAAGUGGAUGUCCACACAGCUUUCUUUCAUGGACAGAUGCUGACCACCCGGGGACACCGCACUGAUGUGAUUAACAUCUUUCCAGCCACUUUUGUGACAGCUGAGAUGGCACCUCAGAAGCCCGGCAUCUGGUUAAUCAGCUGUCAAGUGAACAGUCACUUGCAAAGUGGCAUGCAGGCCCUCUACAAGAUUGAGGCUUGUUCUAUGGACCCUGCUGUGGAGCAGCUCACAGGCAAAGUACGGAAGUAUUUCAUUGAGGCCCAUGAGAUUCAAUGGAACUAUGGCCCAAUGGGACACGAUGGGAGUACUGGAAAGAGUUUGAGAGAACCAGGAAGAAGUUCAGAUAAAUUCUUCCAGACGAGCUCCAGUCGAAUUGGAGGCACUUACUGGAAAGUUCAAUAUGAAGCCUUUCAAGAUGACACAUUCCAGGAGAAAGUACAGCUGGAGGAAGAAAAGCAUCUUGGAAUCCUGGGGCCAGUGAUCCGGGCUGAGGUGGGUGACACCAUCCAGAUUGUCUUCUACAACCGUGCCUCGCAGCCAUUUAGCAUGCAGCCCCAUGGGGUCUUUUAUGAAAAAGACUACGAGGGCACUGUUUACAACGAUGGCUCGUCCCACCUUGGCUUGGUGGCUAAGCCCUUUGAGAAAGUAACAUACCACUGGACAGUCCCUCCCCAUGCUGGUCCUACCUCUCAGGAUCCUGUCUGUCUCACCUGGAUGUACUACUCUGCAGUGGACCCUAUAAAAGAUACAAAUUCUGGGUUGGUGGGCCCCCUACUGGUGUGCAAAACUGGUGCAUUGGGUGCAGAUGGCAAGCAGAAAGGGGUAGAUAAAGAAUUCUUUCUCCUCUUCACUGUGUUUGAUGAGAACAAGAGCUGGUACAUCAAUGCUAAUAAAGCAGCUGCUAUGUUGGAUUCCCGACUACUCUCAGAGGAUGUCAAGGGCUUCCAGGACUCCAAUCAAAUGCAUGCCAUUAAUGGGUUUCUGUUCUCUAACCUGCCCAGGCUGGACAUGUGCAUGGGUGAUACAGUGGCCUGGCAUCUGCUUGGCCUGGGCACAGAGACUGAUGUGCAUGGGGUCAUGUUCCAGGGCAACACUGUGCAGCUUCAAGGCAUGAGAAAAGGUGCAGCCAUGCUCUUUCCUCAUACCUUUGUCAUGGCCACCAUGCAGGCUGACAACCCUGGGACAUUUGAAAUUUACUGCCAAGCAGGGAGCCACCGAGAAGCAGGAAUGAGUGCAAUCUAUAAUGUGUCCCAAUGUUCUGGCCCUCGAGGCAGCCCUUACAAACGCUACCAAGCUUCAAGAGUCUACUACAUCAUGGCAGAAGAGUUGGAAUGGGAUUAUUGCCCUGAUAGGAGCUGGGAACUGGAAUGGCACAACCAAUCUGCAGAAGAAAGUUAUGGUCACAUUUUCCUGAGCAACAAGGAUGGGCUCCUAGGUCCCAGAUACAAGAAAGCUGUAUUCAGGGAAUAUACUGAUGGUACUUUCAAGACCCCUCGGCUAAGGUCUGGAGCAGAAGAACACUUGGGAAUCUUGGGUCCACUUAUCAGAGGAGAAGUUGGUGAUAUCCUCAUUGUGGUGUUCAAGAAUAAUGCCAGCCGCCCCUACUCUGUGCACGCCCAUGGAGUGCUAGAAUCUGGUACUGGCUGGCCACGGGCUGCUGAGCCUGGUGAAGUGCUUACUUACCAGUGGAACAUUCCAGAGAGAUCCGGCCCUGGACCAAAUGAUUCUGCCUGUGUUUCCUGGAUCUAUUAUUCUGCAGUGGAUCCCAUCAAGGACUUGUACAGUGGCCUAGUAGGGCCCUUGGUUAUCUGCCGAAAAGGCACCCUUGAGUCCCAUGGAAAACGAAGUGACGUGGAUCGGGAAUUUGCCUUGUUAUUUAUGAUCUUUGAUGAGAACCAGUCUUGGUAUCUAGAGGAGAAUGUGGCGACCUAUGGGCCCCAAGAACCAGGAUUUGUUAACCUACAGAGUAAGACUUUCUUGGAGAGCAAUAAAAUGCAUGCCAUCAAUGGGAAACUCUAUGCCAACCUCAGGGGUCUUACCAUGUACCAAGGAGAACGAGUGGCCUGGUACAUGCUGGCCAUGGGCCAAGAUGUCGAUCUACACACUGUCCAUUUCCAUGCUGAAAGCUUCCUCUAUCAGAAUGGACAGACCUACAGGGCAGAUGUGGUGGAUCUAUUUCCAGGGACCUUUGAGGUUGUGGAGAUGGUGGCCAGCAACUCUGGGACAUGGCUAAUACACUGCCAUGUGGCUGACCAUGUCCAUGAUGGCAUGGAGACCCUUUUUACUGUCUUGCCCCAAGAAGAAUACUUAACCACUGCCUCUACUAUAGCCAAGGAGACUGCAAAAGCAGCAAUUCUAGGAGACACUGGAGAUGGCAACAUGAAGAUGCUGGGCAUACAGAUCCCUAUAAAACAUGUUGAGAUACUAACUUCUGUUUUAACUGCCAUGGGCAUCAUCCUCCUACUUGUUGCUCUGGCUCUUGGUGGUGUGGUCUGGUACCAGCAUCGGCAAAAGAAGCUACGACGUAACAGAAGAUCAAUCUUGGAUGAUAACUUCAAACUUCUCUCUCUCAAGCAGUUAUAAAUGAUGCCUAGAGGUAUUCCCAAGAAGCACACAUGGAAUGUACACAAAGGCUUUCAAUGUGUCAAAGACUAACAGCUAACUAAUGUCAAAGGGUCAUGGGUGGUGAAGAGACAAAGACCAGAAUCAAAAUUAUUUAGGUAUUUCUCCAUUUAUUUAUUUAUAUGGAAAUUGUGUGCUCUCAUUCUCUCUAUAGUUUCUUUGCUACACUUUGGCAUCUGGGACUGAGAAUGUACCCCCCUGGUAUACUAUACCAUGAAUUUCAACAGCUAAGUCAAAUCUAAGGAAAAACUCAUUAAUUAGAAUUCUCCUGCUUUCCAGGAUCUAGGCAAGUUCAAUCUAAUGAAGAUAACACACAACUAAAAUAAAGAUUUAGAAUAUAGACAUGAUGGUGAGUUGGACGUAGGGUGGGAAUUAGGAAUCCAAAUUAUAUUUUUAGUUUCUUUGGUAAAGGAGUGUUCUGGAACAGUGAGUGGAUAGGUUGUUGCUGCUGUGAGUAGCUACAACUUCUGGAGCCAGAAACACUUCAGAAAUUCAGUUUUUUAAGUUUUUACAUAAUGGUACUGAAGAGUGUUAAGUGGUCUCUUCAUGUUUGAGGCAGCAAAUUCUGCCCAUUAAAAAAAAUUGUUAAAAUACUCAAAGACUCAACUUGGUGAUUUUGACUAUCCCUGUGUCUUCUGGGAGAUUCCUUUUCAAACAAACCUCUCAAAGAGUGGGUGUAAAGUAUGGGUCUGUCUGUCUAUUGUGAAGCCUGAAAAUUUGUGCUGUGAAAAUUGUCCCAGAGGAAACUAUAAAUAUUAUGGUGUGUAUCAUCUUAAAAAUGGAUCAGUCUCAUAGGUGGGAGAGAUUUUCUGAAUGUCAAGAAAAAUUGUCAGAGAGAGAGAGACAAGCAUGAGACAAGAUUCACACCUGUCUUCUAGGCAAGGAGAGUUGGUAACAUAUUUGCUCAGCAUAUAUAGUCUCAGCUGACCCUUUUUACCUAUGGAAACAUUUGAGAGGUCUACUCACUACCUUGUUAUCUUUCUGUAGGACAAAGUAAUGCCUUCUGGUACCUUAGAGCAGCAUUUCUUUGUCAUCUGCUCGUUUGAACCUCUUUGAAACCUUGAACAGAGAGCACAUACAUGAGAUGGAAUAGGCAAGGGGUAAGAUGCUCUCCCCUGCACUGCAGUGUCCAUAAUAUUGUACCAGAACAGCAGCAGCAGCAUCUGGGACUGUAAUGACAAUACCAGAAAUAUAUAAUACUUGACACAUUACAGAGCAUUCUAACUCCUGAUUGAAUUUGACUUACGUCCAUUCUGUUAGAGUGCUCUCCCAUUUUACAUGUGAAAAAACAAAGAUUCAUGGAGAUUACAUAAUUUUUACCCGAGACUACUCAACUAGAAGUUGAGCAGGGGUUCAAACACUCAUCUAUUUGACUCCAAACACCUGUUCCAUCCUCCUUCAGCUUGGAAAUCUCCACUGAUCUCCAUCCUUCUUGCUUAUAUUGAUUUUUACUUUGUUGCCUGUUCAGCAACUUUUUUGCUUAAUUAGCUGCCCUUGCAGAACCCACAGAGUUGAUGUUCAGCUUCACUGUAGUGAAGGUUAGAGGGGAAAACAGUCCAGAAACUAUUAUUCAUCUUGUUUUACCCUAGUAUGUUUCUGGAAAAUUUUACUGGAAAUCUCAAAAACAGUGGUGGUGGAGUAGGGUUUGGAUUGCUAGCUAUUUAAGUGGUAGCAUUUAGGCCACUGUGGAAUCAAUGCACCUGGCAGCAGCAGAACCCUUUGGCCAGUUGUUAAUGUGAAAGUUAAUGCAAACCAAGUGUACUCUGAGGACUCCAGUCAAUAGUUUUAAUUUACAUGCAUCUGGGAGGGCCUUAGCCUGCUUUCAAUUUUGAAUCUGAGAGACUAGGAGUGAGAUACUAUGGGAUGAACUUUUUUUCUGGGUUUGCAAUUCUGCUUUAGAUAAAGGAGUGGAAACUCAGAGCCUAUGUAUUUCAGAAUGAGAUGUAUUUUUGUACUGAGUUUCAAGUGUAGAUGUAGGGAGAUGCUUUUUGCAGUUAAGGGGCACUGCCAUUUAUUGAAUGGCUCAAGAUAGAAAUUCCCAGCAUUGAUAUAUCAGUGUAUCUUUGCUUUAUCUCUAAAAUAUUAUUGUUUCUUUUUCCAUUGCUCCGACCCCACUUUAUGUGAACAACUGUAAUAGCCUCCUGCUUAUUUUUCGCAAUUUCUCUGCUGCCCCUUAAAAUUGAUUUUCUACAUAGAAAAGUGGUGAUUCACAUAUAGAUUAAGCUCCUAGUUUGAACAAGAUAUCAAAGAUUUAUCUCUCUCUGAUAUAAACACACCUUGGAAAUAAUGUUAGAGGCAACAAUAGAAAUACUAAAAAAAAAAAAAAGAGGAAGGCAAACUAGAUAGGGACACAACUGCUGAAAAAGUAAAAUGGUGACAUGGCCUCAUAGGACACAACCAAAUCAAUAUGCAUUGUAGAAAUUAGAAACACAAUCUCAAAAACAGCCAAAAAGUAAAAACAUAUUGCCUAUUUGAGAAUAUCAAUUGAAUGACAGUGGGGAUCUGUCUGAAAUUCUGGAGGCCAGAAGGAAGCAGAAUGUAUUUUUUAAGUGAUAAAACAAAAAGACUAUUAAUCACAAGUUCUAUAUCAAAUAAAACUGGAUAUUCUAAGGGAAUUUGUUGCUAUCAGAAGUAUCUCUAAAGAAUUUCUAAACUACAUCUAAAUGGAAAGAACAUGGUAAAAGAAAGGAACACAUGAUUUUGAAGUGAGGAAGAGUGUAAAGGAUCUUUCACUGACAAUAAAUCCCUUGUCCUGGCAAAUCAGAGAUCACCUAGAAUUCAUUAGGCCCCUGCCAGGAAGGAGUGUCUAUGAUAUGUUUGACAGGGUCUAGGGAACUUCUAGGGCAUUUCUGGGUGAAAUCAAUUGUGCAGAGGGUUGCAGGAAUGCUGGGAAUACUAGGCAGCAGGAAUGCAAAUAGAAUGUGCCCUAAUUAUAGCCUUAAAUGCUUCAUAACAAACUCUUCCCCUGAACACAUGAAAAAUAAAGAUCGGAAUUCUGAGGUUAGGAACAAGGCUUUCAGGAGAUGAGUAUUCAAAUUCACAGUGAAGGAUCAGACAAAGAUCUGUUAAGAGGGAGAUUCAAGAAGUAAAGUUCUGGCUCAGUUUAAUUCACUAGCUAUUUAAUAAUCUUUCCCUGGCCUUUCCACAUUGAAUAUUUUGAUGUUCACAAUUUCCCCCCAAGUGCUGACAGAAAUACAUAGCUUGCCCUUGAAAUAUAUAGGUUCCUGCCAGGCAUAGUGGUGCACACCUAUAAUCCCAGCACUCAGGAGGCUAAGGCAGGAG